This is a messenger RNA of Sardina pilchardus (European sardine), 2489 nucleotides long. Its product is annotated as pleckstrin homology domain-containing family S member 1-like. Gene Ontology annotation, molecular function: protein binding. Bases 495 to 1790 code for a protein of 431 amino acids. The transcript has 16 exons. Lineage: Eukaryota; Metazoa; Chordata; Actinopteri; Clupeiformes; Clupeidae. The record is from RefSeq and is a predicted model, not a curated record.
AGCUACUGCUAUUGUUUCCAAUUUGGAGUUAUUUCUGGAUAUAGUUUUUCUUAAAAUGCUUUUGAUAUUUGAAAUAGUUAGCCGUCAAAGCUUACUCAUUAGGUUGUGAUACUGAAGAUUGCUUUUGGACCAUCUUCACUGGAUCUUUUCAUGGCUUCAUGUGUGUUUCCACCGGGAGCACUGACUUGACAAUCAACAUACUGUAGUCAAGAUGGUGUAGACAAAUAUUACGAGGUGUGUGUUCAUAAGCGCAUAUUCACACUUAUUUUGGCACCAGAGGCAUCAACAGCAGCAACAUACAGUACUAUCUUGACAAUGUUCAAAUUAAAAGUGUUUAGUGGGAACACUGGGGCCCUCCCUUGAACUCAGGUAAUGAGUGAAGGGGACAACUUCACUCAGGUUAAGAGACCAUCUCAUUUGCUCUCAGGAAGAAGAGGGUUGAAGAAAUUGUCACUUAGGCAUCAACAGCAGCAACAUCCAGCACUAUCUUGAAAAUGUCCAAGUUAAAAGUGUCAAACACCAAGUUUUACACGCAGGAAGAGGAAUUGAGAAGUGGCUACCUGCACAAGUCCCCUGGUCCUCUGAUUUCAAUGAAAUCACAGAAAUCUUGGAAGCGCCGUUUUUUUGUACUCUUCAAGACGAGCGAGGGUGUUUACACCCUCAAGUCCUUCAGAAGUGAGGAGAGGAAUAAAGCCCUGGGAGAGAUAGACCUGUCAGAAAUCAGUACGCUGCUCUUCUGCCCUGAGAGCCAUAGUAUGUGGGGAUGGAUUCACAAAAUGUUCAGGUGCCCAGCCUCUUGUGUACUGCUACUGCGUGCCAACAGCCGAGACUAUUUCCUCGUUGGAGAGAACAGAUGGGAAACCAAUGGCUGGUUCGAUGUCCUUUACAACGUUCUGCAAGGGCAAAAAGAUGUACGGUAUGAUCAGGAUGUGGAAGUGGGGAAACCCAGAACCUGCUCCGCCCCUCCAGUGCCUCGGACUGAGCUAACUCAUCAGGCCUCUGGUAGAGAAACCAAGUCAAAGUCAAUGCCACCACUAAGUCAGCCAGUAAAUAGACCCGUCUGUCUGAUGCCUCCAUAUCCACCCAACACUCAAGCCUCCCUGAUUGAGGCCACAGGCCCAUCUGCAGCUGAGGAGCCCAUUUAUGCUGUUCCAUCCAGUCUGCCUGUCAUAGCAGCACUACAGAUCUAUGACAAAAAAGUCAGGCCAAAGUUGAUGCCAUUGCCACCACCAAGUGUGCCAAGAGAAACAAACCCAGCACGUCGCUACGCUGUUCAUGAGAACUGGCGUUUUAUAGCGCAGCCACAGGUACCAGAGAGUGACGAGAAUGAGGAGGGGGCCGACUGCGGUGUGUAUGAGGACAUGGCUACAUUGUGCAAUGCAGUAAUGGAGGCAGAGGACAAGGAGCCGUCAGAGGAUGUGGACUCCGAAGACAGUGAUUUUGUUGAUGGUGAUGGACAAACGAAGAACAGUCCCUCCAUUAAGGAUACAAUGACUGAUGAAAAGGGGGCCAGUCGCCAAAGUCUCCCCACACCCAUUGAGAUGGAGGUUUGUGUGAGCCGAGAGGAUCUGGAAAAGCAUCUGGACCUGACAUCGGAUGGAGAGACACCAGGGAGAGACAGCUUGUUGCUCAAGGGAGACGAAAUCCUGGCCAUCAACAAUCUGCACAUUGACAGCGAGGAGGAGGUGGAGUUCAUGCUGAAGAAACUUAGGAUGAACGAGGUGACGCUCACCAUUCGGAGGCUGUCCAGUGAGUUCCAGGCCAUGAAAGCAGAACUUUCCCCCAUGUGAAUCAUUGUGUGGCCCCUUUCUCAGUGUUUUUUCCUGUGUCUGUCAAAGACAAGUUUCACCCUGUGUGUCUCUCAAUGACUUUGAGCUGCAAACACAAACCCCGUCUCCUGGUGAUGACAGCCAGCACAGCUCUCCAAUCAAGAGGAAAGAUGCAAGUGCGUUUUGUGUGCUCAAAAAGAGACUAUGGCAAAAAAAAGAGGCCAAGAAUCAUUUAAUAGCCGACUAAGAUGACAUUCUUACCUCUCGCAGCCCGUUGCGUUGAAACAACAGAUGGUUGUGACCAAGGAUAUCUCUACCAUCUCUGAAGAACUUUGUGGGUGUAUCUUGGCGUAUCUUUGUAAACAGUAUUUCUGUAGGCUAUGCAGUAAGUCCUACCUGCAAUCAUGUACACACACAUGUAUACAGUGCCCUCCGCAGGCACCAUUAUUGGCACCAUAAAGAUGGGUGAUGUAAACAAAAAUGUGAUGUAAAGAGAUGUAAACAAAUCUGUAGGCAUUUUAUAUGUUUCACUAUGGAAACAGUGAGGAAACAAUGUUGAAAGUAAAUUCAUUCAGAGAGAAAAAAACAUCCACAUUUGUUUAUCUUCAUGUAUUUGUUUUGUAUUCCAUUGUAUAUAUAUAAAACAUAAAUAGAAAAAGCACUGGAUGGACAGUAUUUUUCAAACGUUGGAAGAUAAACUGCCUGAAAAAUAAAUAAAUC